AUGACAGACGAGGAGUUCCGGCGGCACUUUCGUCUAUCCAAACUAACAGUGCGUCGCUUGUGCGACGAACUUGACCCCAUCAUCGGAUGUCAGCGAGCCAGUGGCCUUUCCACAGAGAGGAAGGUGUUGUGCGCACUGCGAUUCUUUGCAACCGGGUCCUUCCAGGAGAGUGUAGGUUGCGAAGAGUUCAUCGGCAUGUCUCAGUCCUCCGUCAGCAACACGAUUCAUGAAGUGGCGGAGGCUAUCAUCGUCCUUGGUAGGCGGCGGAAGUUGGUGGAUUUUCCGUUGACGGCGGCUGCCAAGGAAGAGGCGAAGGCGGCAUUCGCACGACUUGGCCGCAUUCCUGGUGUGCUUGCGUGCGUGGACGGCACACUGAUUGCCAUUGAGAAGCCGGAAGGUCUCAGCAAAGCGGAUACGGCGAGAUUCAUGACCCGGAAGGGUUUUUAUGCACUCAACGUUAUGAUCGUAAGUACCUCUGACUUCUCCAUAAACGUAGUCGCCAUUCGUGAGCGGCUCUCGUUGAUUUUCUUCUUCUUUACUGUGCCUGGUCCCACGAUGAAAAGAUUGCAGUGCGAGUGCAUGCUUUAUCGUCCGGAGGACUGA
Messenger RNA from Rhipicephalus sanguineus (brown dog tick), 603 nucleotides. RefSeq lists its product as uncharacterized. Lineage: Eukaryota; Metazoa; Arthropoda; Arachnida; Ixodida; Ixodidae. The transcript has a single exon. The coding region runs from base 1 to 603 and encodes 200 amino acids. The record is from RefSeq and is a predicted model, not a curated record.